Messenger RNA from Phyllostomus hastatus (greater spear-nosed bat), 5008 nucleotides. RefSeq names its product ADAM metallopeptidase with thrombospondin type 1 motif 16 (gene ADAMTS16). The record is from RefSeq and is a predicted model, not a curated record. The transcript is spliced from 23 exons. Gene Ontology annotation, cellular component: extracellular matrix. Gene Ontology annotation, molecular function: metalloendopeptidase activity. Bases 95 to 3853 code for a protein of 1252 amino acids. Lineage: Eukaryota; Metazoa; Chordata; Mammalia; Chiroptera; Phyllostomidae. Gene Ontology annotation, biological process: proteolysis; extracellular matrix organization.
CUGCGCUCCAAUCGGAUCAGGUCCUGGGUGCCCACUUGUGCCCUGCCAGGCUGCGGGACAGCCUGCAGGUCCCGGACGUCCAAAGCGCCCCAGAAUGAAGUCGUGCGUUUUCCCCGCGGGAGCGCUGCUCGGGCGACGGGCGCGGGGCGCACGGGGCAGCGGGGCGAUGCGGGGCCGCGGCUGCGCCGCUCUCUGGGUGCUACUGCUAGUGCAGGUGGGUGUGCAGAAGGCACCUGCGUGCGCCUUGGGACCCUCAGCGGCCUCGCCAGGGAGCCCGAGCGUCCAGCGUCCUCCCAGUCCCACGGAGUGGCCCGCCUGGGUGGAAAAGGGCGAAUAUGACCUGGUAUCUCCUUAUGAGGUUGACUACAAUGGCAACUACGUGUCCCAUGAAAUCACACACCCUCAGAGGAGGAAAAGAGCCCUGGCUCAGCUCGGAGUGGACUCUCUUCACCUUCGGCUGAAAGGUUUCAGGCAUGACUUUCACAUGGAGUUGAAAACUUCCAGCAACCUGGUGGCUCCUGGAUUUGUCAUACAGACAUUGGGAAAGGGAGGCGUUAAAUCACUGCAGGCUUUCCCGCCCAAGGAUUUCUGUUUCUAUCAAGGCUCCUUACGAUCCCACACAAAUUCCUCCGUGGCUCUUUCAACCUGCAAAGGUUUGUCAGGCAUGAUAAGAACACAAGAAGCAGAUUACUUCUUAAAGCCACUUCCUUCACACCUAGAAGGAAGACUCAAUGAAUCUGCCGAAGGUGGGCCUCCCUCCCACAUUCUGUAUAAGAGAUCCACAGAUCCACGGGCUCAGAGAGGGCGGCAGGUAAUGAUGGUCCAGAGGCAGCGGGAGCUGGAAAGUCGCCACCUCUUCUAUCAUGAAAAUCAACCUGUGCACGGCCGCUUUAACCUCAGGCACCCACAAAAGCAGCAUUUCUGUGGAAGACGCAAGAAAUACAUGCCCAAGCCUCCCAAGGAAGACCUUUUCAUCUUACCUGACGAGUAUAAGUCCUGCCCACGGCACAAGCGCUCUCUUCUGAAGUCCCAUAGGAAUAAAGAAUUGAACGUGGAGACGUUGGUAGUGGUCGACAAAAAGAUGAUGCAAAACCACGGUCAUGAAAAUAUCACCACCUAUGUACUGACAAUACUCAACAUGGUGUCUGCUUUAUUCAAAGAUGGAACAAUAGGAGGAAACAUCAACAUUGCAAUUGUAGGUCUGAUUCUUCUAGAAGAAGAACAGCCAGGGCUUAUGAUAAACCAUCACGCGGACCACACUUUAAGCAGCUUCUGCCAGUGGCAGUCAGGAUUGAUGGGGAAAGAUGGAAGUCGCCAUGACCACGCCAUCUUACUAACUGGUCUGGACAUAUGUUCCUGGAAGAAUGAGCCCUGUGAUACUUUGGGGUUUGCCCCCAUAAGUGGAAUGUGUAGUAAAUACCGAAGCUGUACAAUUAAUGAAGAUACAGGUCUUGGACUGGCUUUCACCAUCGCUCAUGAGUCUGGACACAACUUUGGCAUGGUCCAUGAUGGAGAAGGGAACAUGUGCAAGAAGUCUGAGGGCAACAUAAUGUCUCCUACAUUAGCAGGACGCAAUGGGGUCUUCUCUUGGUCACCCUGCAGCCGCCAGUACCUGCACAAAUUUUUAAGCACUGCUCAAGCGACAUGCCUUGCUGAUCAGCCAAAGCCUGUGAAAGAAUACAAGUAUCCUGAGAAAUUGCCGGGACAGUUAUAUGAUGCAAACACACAGUGCAAGUGGCAAUUUGGAGAGAAAGCCAAACUCUGCAUGCUGGAUUUUAAGAAGGAUAUCUGUAAAGCCCUAUGGUGCCAUCGGGUUGGAAGGAAAUGUGAGACUAAAUUUAUGCCAGCAGCAGAAGGCACCAUCUGUGGGCAUGACAUGUGGUGCCGUGGAGGGCAGUGUGUGAAAUAUGGUGACGAAGGCCCCAAGCCUACCCAUGGUCAUUGGUCAGACUGGUCUCCCUGGUCACCAUGCUCCAGGACCUGCGGAGGAGGGGUGUCCCACAGAGACCGCCUCUGCACUAAUCCCAAACCAUCGCAUGGCGGGAAGUUUUGUGAGGGCUCCACGCGCACUCUGAAGCUUUGCAACAGCCAGCAAUGCCCCCAAAAUAGCGUUGACUUCCGCGCCAUGCAGUGUGCGGAAUACAACGGCAAACGGUUCCGAGGGUGGCACUACAAGUGGAAGCCCUACACACAAGUCGAAGAUCAGGACUUAUGCAAACUCUACUGUAUCGCAGAAGGAUUUGAUUUCUUCUUUUCUUUGUCAAAUAAAGUCAAAGAUGGGACUCCAUGCUCGGAGGAUAGCCGUAAUGUUUGUAUAGAUGGGCUAUGUGAGAGAGUCGGAUGUGACAACAUCCUUGGAUCCAAUGCCGUUGAAGACUCUUGUGGUGUGUGCAAGGGGAAUGACUCAGACUGCACGACACACAAGGGCCUCUAUGCCAAGAACCACCGCACCAACCAAUAUUAUCAGAUGGUGACCAUUCCUCCUGGAGCCCGGAGUAUUCGCAUCUAUGAAAUGAACGUAUCUACCUCCUACAUUGCUGUGCGCAAUGCCCUCAAAACAUACUACCUGAAUGGACACUGGACUGUGGACUGGCCCGGCCGCUACAAGUUUUCAGGCACUGCUUUCGAUUACCGACGGUCAUACAGGGAGCCAGAGAGCUUGACCUCUGCAGGGCCAACCAACGAAACACUGAUUGUGGAGCUGCUGCUUCAGGGAAGGAACCCAGGCAUUGCCUGGGAAUACUCGGUGCCUCGGCUGGGGGGCGAGAAGAAGUCCAGUGCCCAGCCCAGCUACACCUGGGCCACCAUCCGCUCUGAGUGCUCAGCCUCCUGUGGAGGGGGGCAGAUGACCACACGAGAAGGCUGCUACAGAGACCUGAAGUUUCAAGUAAAUACGUCAUUCUGCAAUCCCAACACCCGGCCUGUCACAGGGGUGGUGCCUUGCAAAGUAUCUGCAUGUCCUCCCAGUUGGUCCGUGGGGAACUGGAGUACCUGCAGCAGGACAUGCGGUGGUGGAACACAGAGCCGGGUGGUCCAGUGCAUGCGGCGGGCCCACUACAGAUCAGAGCAGGUCUUGAACAGCCUGUGCCCCCAGCCUGCCCCCUCCAGCCGACAGGCCUGCCACACCCAGAGCUGCCCUCCCACGUGGAGCAUCGGGCCCUGGGCAGAGUGCUCACGAACCUGCGGGAAAGGGUGGAAGAAGAGGUCCGUGGCCUGUAAGAGCACUAACCCCUCAGCCAGGAUGCAGCUGCUGCCUGACGUACUCUGUAGCUCAGAGCCCAAGCCCAGGACUCAUGAGGCUUGUCCACUUAAGCGGUGCCACAAGCACAAGAAGCUGCAAUGGCUGGUGUCCGCCUGGUCCCAGUGUUCUGUUACAUGUGAAAGGGGAACACAGAAAAGAUUCUUAAAAUGUGCUGAAAAGUAUGUUUCUGGGAAGUACCGGGAGCUGACCUCAAAGAAGUGCCUGCACUUGCCACAGCCCGACCUGGAGCUGGAACGCGCCUGCGCCCUGUUCCCCUGCCCCAAGCACGCCCUGUUUGCUGCUGCGGGCCCUCCGCGGGCCAGCUGGUUUACCUCGCCCUGGUCUCAGUGCACAGCCAGCUGUGGGGGUGGCGUGCAGACCAGGUCCGUGCAGUGCCUGGCAGGGGGCCGGCCAGCUGUGGGCUGCUUCGUGCACCGGAAGCCUGAAGCCUCCCUGGCCUGCAACACUCACUUCUGCCCCGUCGCAGAGAAACAAGAUGUCUUCUGCAAAGACCACUUGCACUGGUGCUCCCUGGUGCCCCAGCACGGAAUGUGCAGCCACCAGUUCUAUGGCCAGCAGUGCUGUGAGACUUGCUCCAGAUCCAACCUGUGAGUCAGUUGGGCCGCCUCCCAGGACUGAGAAAAAUACCUGUCUUCAGCACCAAUGAGCUGUCCAGUCUGUAUGGGAAUGCGUCCAAGGAAGAUGGAAUCUGGAAGGAGAAAAAUUGUCAGCAAUCUGUGCACGCCCGCGCAUGUGCGGGUGUGUGUGCACGUACCUGUGUACACACAAGCACAUGCUCUCGUGCUGGUGGGAGCCUGGCGGCAGGCAGCAGGGCCCGCUCUGCGGAACAGGAGCAGUGCUCGCUGGCGUUUGGAUUUCAGCUAAAUCGAGUUAGAAAGACAGGUGGGGCUGAAUCUGCCAAAUGCCAAAUGUUUGGUGCUUUUUAAAAAGAAGAAAGGCCACAGCAUUAGGAAUAAGUACAAAAAUAUCUGCCACUAAGUAUGCCCACCUGGCUCCCACCUCGGAGGCGUCCCGCCAGGAAUAACCAGCCUCCGACCAGGAGAAGCAGGAAGCCUGGACAGCUUCUGGCUGUGUUCCCAGGGCCCCCUCUCCCUGCCCCAGCAGCAGAGUUUCCUUCUCAAGGACUUGGUGCUGUGACAAGAGCUGGGUAUUGUUUCUAAGGGGCACCUUCCCGCCCGGGCGAGGUUGGACUCUGUCCCGAUUUGAGACAUUGCCUCUGGAAGUGGGAAAAAUGAAAUUCCUGCUAAGGUGCUUUAUCCCUCUCAGACUCGUGUGCUGGAGGAGAGGAUUUUAUAUUUUAUGUGUUAUCUUUCUCAGUUACUUACAAGUGAGUGUUUCUAUUUAAACCCAUUUCUUAGUGCUUUUCCUUUUUAAAUGACUGAGUUACAGGUUCUGCCAGAAUUAGGGAAUCGCUGCCUACACCAGAGCCUUGCUGUCCUAGGAAGGGGUGUGCAUGGUCCUUUUGGAACAGACAUGCCAACGCAAUAGCCUUAGAGCCUGUGUUUGAUUUCUGUGCGUUGUGGGUUUUUUAACUUCCCUUUCAUAAGUGUUGGCUGUUUUUGUGGGACCCAUUCAGAGAGAAAGCCCUGGUUUCCUGGGAUGGGGCUGUCCAGGGGGCCUCUGGCAUCUCCAUCAGUGCGAAGCUGCUUUCAUUCUGCUUCCCCGCAUGCAGCUCCAUUCGGAGUGGGUGCCUGGAUAUUUAUAUUUGCUGAAGUUUUAUAAUAAAGUUUAUAUCGUACAGCGUCA